Cinara cedri is the source of this 1072-nucleotide messenger RNA. The record is from the annotation of a GenBank genome assembly. Lineage: Eukaryota; Metazoa; Arthropoda; Insecta; Hemiptera; Aphididae.
AUGGAACUUAGUAAAGAGGCUAGGUGCGGAGACCUCGAAGACAAACCUAACCGACAAAGUAAGUCCUAACGAUGUUGCAACUAGAUUAAUGAGAGUGGUCAAGAUCAAAAUGGACUAAGAACAAAAAACAGACAUUAAGAAACGCUUACGGUCAAAAAAGAAGGAGAUGGUAACAAGUGCAAUCUACAGCUCGGAAUUCUCUACAGACGAGAUUAGAAUGGUACUUAAAGAAAUAAAACUGAAUAAAGCAGCUGGGUUUGAUGGUAUAUAUUCGGAAUUUUUUAAGCAUAGUGGCCAUAAAACGCAAGCAUGGCUAGCUGCUUUUUGUAGUGACAUCUUGGACACGGCGACUUUGCCGAAGUUGUUCAAAAAGACUAAAAUCAUUGCAAUCCUUAAGCCAGGGAAACCGGCUACUGAUCCAACACACUAUCGUCCAAUCUCGCUACUAAGUACUACAUAUAAAAUUCUUGAGAGACUGAUUCUUAACCGAAUCCGGCCAGAAAUUGUGAAAAUAUUACCAGUUGAACAGGCAGGAUUCCGGACAAACCGUAGUUGUGCUAAACAAGUCCUUGCGCUAACUACCCUGAAUGAAAAAGGUUUUCAAAACAAUCUAAAAACAAAUGUAGCAUUCAUUGACUUUACAGUAGCGUAUGACACGGUGUGGAGACAUGGACUGUUAUACAAGCUGGCUAACGUAAUUCCCUGCAAAAAUAUAUUGACAUUCGUAGAAAACAUGUUAACCAAUCGCAGAUUCCAAGUUUUUAUGAGGGAUAAAAAGAGCAGGUGGAGAAUAUCCAACCCCAUACGUACCCCUAAUACCCCUAAUACCCCUACGUUAUUCAACCUUUAUAUCCAUGAUCUACCCAUUACGCCCAGUUUUAAAUUUCAAUAUGAAGACGACAUAGCUUUGGCUUACCAGUGCAAGGACAUGGGUGCAGGGAACGAAAUGUUGACCAAGGACCUAAAAAUAAUGAGCGAUUAUUUUUAUAAGUGGAGAUUAAAUCCCAACCCGUCCAAGACAGAAAUAUGUGCUUUCCAUCUCUAUAACAGACAAGCGGAUCGUGAGUUUCAG